GCCGGGCGGGGGCCUGGGCCGGGGCCGCGGACGCUGGGGGCGCCUCGGCCGCGCUCAGCCUUUAGAUCGGAGAAUGCGGGCGGGGUGGGAGCGCUCGGGGUCCCCGCAGUCACUCCAGGGUCGAUUUCUCGGCGGGCGCCGCGGCCUGUGCGAGGCCGGGCCCCUUGGAGUGCCCCGGGAGGUGGUGCUGGGCGUCUGAACGCCACAUCCCUUCCUGCGCCCGUGUGUGGGUUGGGAAUGCCGGGUGUAGGCCUUAGAUCAGAGCUGACGGGGUUGCGAGCGGCGUGGGGUGUGCCUGGGACGGUGACCGGAUGUGUCUUCCUGAAUCGUUGUAUUCGAGCUCCAGUUCCCUCUGUUUCUACAGCUGGGCCUCAGUCCUCACAGGGCUCUAGUGGGCGUUCAGCCACACCAGGAGAAGGCGCCCAGGGGAUUAACAGGACCCUUCCCUCUCCUGCUCUUCCCUCGCCCCCCAUGGCUCCCCCUCCCUCCUAUUUAGUAGGUACUUCUCCAGCACCCCACAGCGAUGCUGGAUGCUGGCCCUAAAGCCAGAUGCCUAAAUAAAGUGUGGAGCCUGAAGCAGAAGUUUUGGGAGAUGCUUGCCUUCCUUUAGACCACAUUCCUCGCCUUUCUCAAGAUUUCUCCGUGACCCAACAUGAGUGAAGUUUCCUGCAAGAAACGGGAUGACUAUUUGGAAUGGCCAGAGUAUUUUAUGGCUGUGGCCUUCUUAUCAGCACAGAGAAGCAAAGAUCCAAAUUCCCAGGUCGGCGCCUGCAUCGUGAAUUCAGAAAACAAGAUUGUCGGGAUUGGGUACAAUGGGAUGCCAAAUGGGUGCAGUGAUGACGUAUUGCCUUGGAGAAGGACAGCAGAGAAUAAGCUGGACACCAAAUACCCGUACGUGUGCCAUGCCGAGCUGAAUGCCAUCAUGAACAAAAAUUCGACCGAUGUGAAAGGCUGUAGUAUGUAUGUUGCCUUGUUCCCUUGUAAUGAAUGCGCUAAGCUCAUCAUCCAGGCAGGUAUAAAAGAAGUGAUUUUCAUGUCUGAUAAAUACCAUGAUAGUGACGAGGCAACUGCUGCGAGGCUCCUGUUUAAUAUGGCUGGGGUGACAUUCCGGAAAUUCAUACCGAAGUGCAGCAAGAUUGUCAUUGACUUUGAUUCAAUUAACAGCAGACCGAGUCAAAAGCUUCAGUGAGUUACAUCUCAUUCAAUCUCCAGAAGAUUGGGAUUAUCGUCUUCUAAGAGGUUGCUAAUGCCUUUCAUCUUGAAGUUACACAUAAUUUCUUACUAGCCAGUAUGGCAAAAGUAGGCAUCUAAAGAAUAUAAAGCCUCAAAUCUUCCUUACUGUCUCUCUUGUCACAUGGAAUCUACAUGUGUUUGAACUAUUGAUUUAGGGUUUAAAAUAGGGGAGCCUGUGGUGGCCUGGUGCACAGGGCUAGAACGAGGGUGCCUCCCCUUCCUGUGUCCUGGCUGGCUGGGAUGCUGGUGGCUCUUCAGAGGAGCAUCAGCUGUCUGUCAUCCGCUGUGAUCCGGCAGCCUCUCUUCACUGCUACAUGUGCUGGAAGGACAAACAAAUAAUUGUGGUUGUGUUCUUAAUGGGGACGAGCAGACACACUGAUCUGAACAUCUGGCCCAAGUGAAGCAUGGCAUAUAGUGCCCUUGGAAGAAAAUUAGGCCUCAAAUGACAGUAACAUUGAAGUAUUUGCUGCAGAGUUGAGGGAAACCCCCAGCCACCCUCCCGGAAUCCGAGAUAGGGUGGCACAUCUGUCCUGACAGACGAGGAGUGUAACUGAACCAGGAAUAUCGCUAUUUCCUCCAUUCCUGCUCUCCCACUGCACACAGGGUGGUGGCACAUUAUCCCUCUGGGGGGUGGGGACGCCUGUUGUUUUGGCUCAAUUUGGGUUUGUUGGUCACAUGGAGCUCUUCCAUUUCGUUUAGCUGAAUAAUGAGUUGUUCCUAGAGGAGACAGCCUGUCUCUCCUUGUUGCCCCCAAAGCCCAUGCCCUGCCGUGGUGGCAGCUGGGGCUGUGGAUGGGAGGGGUCCCCAACACGGAUGUGUUGCCCCUCCUCCGCAUGCCAACGAGGUUCAUGUACAAGGCCCCUCUGCAACUGGAGAGAAAAUUAAUUCCUAUCCCGUGAGUGGAUUGUGAGAAAUUCCACCCACGUGGAGACAGCUUACUGCAGCACUGUUGGUGUUCGGAGCUCUUCUGUGCCCUGGCUCCAUGCUUUCACCUACACAAACAUCACCUUCCUAAUCACCGCGGGGCGGGGAGCGUGUGGCUGUGCCCCUUCUCUUUAAUCUCAUUUAAUUUUUAUUAAACAUGCUCAGUACCUGUGUUGAGAAAAGGCUUUCUUUAUCCUAAAGAUUAUUACCUUUUUAAAGUGCUCUUAUAUUUUCAUGAGUUUUUAUUUUGUCUCUGAGAUUUUGUAUUCCACAUUCUAGGGUAUUCUGUAAUUUGGCUCCUUACCAAUAUUAUUAAAAUCUUAUUAAAAUCUA
Messenger RNA from Pan troglodytes (chimpanzee), 2490 nucleotides. RefSeq names its product dCMP deaminase (gene DCTD). The record is from RefSeq and is a predicted model, not a curated record. Gene Ontology annotation, biological process: pyrimidine nucleotide metabolic process. Gene Ontology annotation, cellular component: cytoplasm. The transcript has 7 exons. Gene Ontology annotation, molecular function: zinc ion binding; dCMP deaminase activity. NCBI's taxonomy places the organism in Eukaryota, Metazoa, Chordata, Mammalia, Primates, Hominidae. The coding region runs from base 653 to 1189 and encodes 178 amino acids.